AUGAAGGCCUUUAGACGAUCUCUGAAGGGGGAGAAAGACCCAAAACAUCAUCACAUCUCCAUUACACCUAAGUCUGCUACUUCGAUUUUACCCCCAAAGAAAGUAAUCAAAGCUCUCUACGACUACCAACCGGAGGGGACUUCGCAGGAAUUGGCAUUCAGCAAGGGGGAUUUCUUUCACGUUAUCAGCAGGGAGGACGAUCCGGAUUGGUACGAAGCGUGCAAUCCGCUGAUCCCUAGUGCUAGGGGACUUGUGCCCGUCUCCUUUUUUGAGGUUAUCGGCAAAAACGAGCGGGAUAGUGGGGGCUCUGGCGACCUGUCCAAGGACCACCACGACUCUGGUUUCUCCGAUCGCGGGCAUUUCCGAUCAGAAUCUUCCAUCGUCAAGAACGGCGGGAACGGCGCAUUCAGAAUGUCUUCACUCAAAGGCCAAGGCGCCAUGGUUUAUGGAGUCGUGCAAUACGAUUUCCAGGCGGAGCGACCCGAUGAACUGGACGCGAAGGCUGGCGAGGCCAUUAUCGUCAUCGCCCAAUCCAACCCGGAAUGGUUCGUCGCAAAACCCAUCGGUCGUCUCGGCGGCCCAGGGCUGAUUCCCGUUUCCUUUAUCGAAUUGCGGGAUUUACAAAGUGGGCAGGCUGUGACCGACCCGCUGGAGGCAGUGCGACGCGCCGGUGUGCCCAAGGUUGAGGAGUGGAAGAAAAUGACCGCAGAGUACAAGAACAGCAGUAUCACACUGGGCAAAAUCGAGGGUGGCCAGGGCGGCAAUAUGAUGGCCGUCAAUUCUGGUAUGGAAAAGAUGUCCAUGAGCCAGAACGGCAAUGGUUAUGUAUGCGACAACUCCGAGCCCCCAACGUCAGGAUUACCUGGGCUAACUGAUGAUGCGCCCGGACAGGAUCAUCAGCGUAUGAACAGCAAAGGGGCUCCGUCGCAAAUGCCCCCACCACAACAGACUUACCAAUCCCUGAUCCCCGUGUCCGCAUACAUACCGCGCUACUGUUUUGACAACGACAAGUAUUGGUAUAUCAUUGAAGCGAAGAUGGAGGACGGCCGCUGCUGGGAGCUAUCGCGUUACUACCACGAUUUCUACGAUUUCCAGAUCGCCCUCUUGACACAAUUCGAAGACGAAGCCGGCAAUCGUGGGCGUCAGCGGACCCUACCUUUCAUGCCAGGCCCUGUGACCCACGUCACAGAUGCAAUUUCCAACGGUCGACGACAGAAUCUCGACGAAUACAUCAAGAAGCUCCUGUCCAUGCCUCCCCACAUCUCGCGUUGUCAGCUCGUGCGGGACCUCUUUGCGCCCCGAGAAGGAGACUUCGAAAUCGACCCCAAUGCCUUCGGCGAGGACGCCCGGUACUCGGGUGGAUCCCAACACUCUGGCGGCCUGGACCCUCAACCAAGCGUGUCGCGCCAGUCUUCACAGCAGCAAAUCAACGCCUCCUCGGACCGGGUAUCCCAGCAGCGAGUGCCUGCACCUGCGUCUGCGCCUGUGCCUUAUGCCAAUGGUGGUCCGCCACCCAUGAAUCGGCAGCCAAGCUCCAUCUCCCAAACCCCCGCGCCAUCGGCCCCAGCCAACACCGCGAUGAAGGUCAAGGUGUUCUUCCAGGAUGAUCUCAUUGCCAUUCGCAUCCCGUCCGGCGUGAGUAUGCAGCACCUCAAGGACAAGCUAUGUGAUCGGUUGAAGAUACAGGACGAGAUCAUUGUGCAGUACCGUGACGAAGCCUCCAGCUCCUAUAUCGAUCUCCAUACCGAUCAGGAUCUGGAGAAUGCCAUGCAACGGAACACUAAGCUGACGCUGUUUGUCAGCGUCGCAUGA
Molecule: messenger RNA, 1812 nt
Organism: Penicillium bovifimosum
Lineage: Eukaryota; Fungi; Ascomycota; Eurotiomycetes; Eurotiales; Aspergillaceae
Product: phosphatidylinositol-3-phosphate-binding protein BEM1
Exons: 3
Coding region: 1-1812 (603 amino acids)
Biological process (GO): conjugation with cellular fusion
Cellular component (GO): mating projection tip
Molecular function (GO): phosphatidylinositol binding; protein binding
Source: RefSeq, a predicted model, not a curated record